AUGGGGAGCGUGCGGGCCAACCGCUACAGCAUCGUGUCAUCGGAGGAGGACGGCAUGAAGCUCGCCACCGUGGCCCUGCCCAACGGGUACGGCAACGGCAAGGGCAAGGUGCACACGCGGCCGCAGGCCCAGAGCCGCUUCGUCAAGAAGGACGGCCACUGCAACGUGCAGUUCGUCAACGUCAGCGAGAAGGGCCAGCGCUACCUGGCCGACAUCUUCACCACCUGCGUGGACAUUCGCUGGCGCUGGAUGUUUGUCAUCUUCUGCCUGGCCUUCCUGCUCUCCUGGCUCUUCUUCGGCUGCGUCUUCUGGCUGGUGGCCAUCUUCCACGGCGACCUGGAGGGCAGCCAGCAGAAGUGCGUGUCCAAUGUCAGCAGCUUCACGGCGGCCUUCCUCUUCUCCAUCGAGACUCAGACCACCAUCGGCUAUGGCUACCGCUACGUGACGGACGAGUGCCCCGUGGCCGUCUUCGUGGUGGUCUUCCAGAGCAUCGUGGGCUGCAUCAUCGACGCCUUCAUCAUCGGCGCCGUCAUGGCCAAGAUGGCCAAGCCCAAGAAGCGGAACGAGACGCUGGUGUUCAGCCACAACGCCACUGUCGCCAUGCGCGACAGCAAGCUGUGCCUGAUGUGGCGGGUGGGGAACCUGCGCAAGAGCCACCUGGUGGAGGCGCACGUCCGCGCGCAGCUCCUCAAGUCCCGCACCACGGCCGAGGGCGAGUUCAUCCCGCUGGACCAGGUGGACAUCGACGUGGGCUUCGACAGCGGCGUCGACCGCAUCUUCCUGGUGUCGCCCAUCACCAUUGUGCACGAGAUCGACGAGGACAGCCCCUUCUACGACAUGAGCAAGCAGGAGCUGGAGGCGUCGGACUUCGAGAUCGUGGUGAUCCUGGAGGGCAUGGUGGAGGCGACGGCCAUGACCACGCAGUGCCGCAGCUCCUACCUGGCCGGCGAGAUCCUGUGGGGCCACCGCUUCGAGCCGGUCCUCUUCGAGGAAAAGAGCUACUACAAAGUGGACUACUCCCGCUUCCACAAGACCUACGAGGUGCCUAGCACCCCGCUGUGCAGCGCCCGGGACCUGGCCGAGAAGAAGUACAUCACACCUGGCCCCAACUCCUUCUGCUACGAGAACGAGGUGGCGCUCGGCAACAAGGAAGAGAUGGAGGAGGACAACGGAGGGGGGCAGGAGGUCAGGAACACAGACACCACCUCCAAUUCCGAGCACACCCAAGCCACUCUGCCUCUAGAACCCAGGCCGCUGAGACGAGAGUCCGAAAUAUGACCGCGCCGAGCCUCUGAAAUAGCACAUUGAGCUGAGCCGGGCCCAGAGGCUGGGACAGGCGGGCUCACGCUGACGGUACUGCUGUGAAAAAGAGGGGUCGAUCGAGGACUGAUUUCAUGAUUGUUCUUUGAGAAAUUAAAAAAAAACAAAAACAAACGAGAAAAGGAAAAAAAAAAAAGACGCACAGGCACAACGCUGUGAGGUUUGUGCACAGACGGACAGAAGAGGUCAGCAGAGGUCGCCCUGAGGGGGAAAAACUGAUGCAACACUAUUUAUUUACUCAGCAGUUGUGUGUCUGUGUGACCACAGA
This is a messenger RNA of Megalops cyprinoides (Indo-Pacific tarpon), 1588 nucleotides long. It is a transcript of the gene kcnj2a, whose product is annotated as potassium inwardly rectifying channel subfamily J member 2a. Gene Ontology annotation, cellular component: plasma membrane. The transcript has a single exon. Gene Ontology annotation, biological process: regulation of monoatomic ion transmembrane transport; potassium ion import across plasma membrane. NCBI's taxonomy places the organism in Eukaryota, Metazoa, Chordata, Actinopteri, Elopiformes, Megalopidae. Gene Ontology annotation, molecular function: inward rectifier potassium channel activity. Bases 1 to 1278 code for a protein of 425 amino acids. The record is from RefSeq and is a predicted model, not a curated record.